Cladocopium goreaui is the source of this 4256-nucleotide messenger RNA. The record is from the annotation of a GenBank genome assembly. Lineage: Eukaryota; Dinophyceae; Suessiales; Symbiodiniaceae.
AUGUUCCAACAUGGUCUAAUUAUAUAUAAUUAUAUAACUUUCUAUUUUCUAUAUCUUUCUAUCAUUCCAAUAUGGGAUCAUCCCAGGCAUCGGUCGGCGCGGGGCUGCGGGGCAUUGCGGGGCUCAGGUGCUACGUUGGACUUCAACGCAUUCAGUGUGGUAUACCAUGGCGCCCUGGUCUGGAUUUUGCUGCGCUUGUCUCAGGGGCAGCUGACCUAUGUGACUGGUGCCUUGAUGCCGCCAUGGGAGACCGGAAUGCUUUUUGCGCUCCUCCAUGUGGCCACGGUGAUUCUCCUGUCCUCCGCAGAAUUUCCAGAUGCAGCGUCUCAGCCCUGGCUGCUGAAACUUCUGGGAGCCAACCAGGCAGGUGCUACAGCUGCCCAGGCAGUGGCAGUCUUUCUGCUGGCAGAGGUUUUGCUCUGGCGUCCAUCCAGGUCAGACUUCCCUAGCCUUCCCGCUGCGCAGCAGCCAUUCAUGGAGGCAAACACCACUCGCACUGGACUUGGGGAGCUACAGCUCUCGGAGACGCAGACGCAGACGUUUGGAACCAGGGCAAGGUCAUCGCAAGGGAGCGAAGCUGUGAGCCGUCACAGCAGAUUGCCUUCCAGAUCUAGCACCUGGAUCAACAGCAUCUUGCCAUGGCUCAGACGCUUUGCCCGAGGCCCGAUAUUCCCCGUGGCCUCACUGCUACUUUGGAGCUUCACUUGGCCCAGUUUGCCAACAGCACCACUGAUGGCAGGAGCGCUGCUGUUGCUUGUGGUGCCUGUAAAAGCUCGGCCUUUGAGAUUGGCUUUGCAGUACUUAUCGUUGUAUGCUGUGCUCUUCUACAUCUACAACGUUUACUUGAGUUGCUUACCGGAAACACCAACGACAUUGGUGCCGAAGAGCUUCACCUGGCUGGAGAGAUGGGGCUUGCAGAGUUUUUUGCCACAAGGUGAGACCUCCUUAGCUUAUUUUCGACUGCGCUUGGUUUGCAUUCAAUCGUUGUGCCUGACAUUGCUGUCGACCUCGAUUCGCUGUUUGCAGCAUCCUGAAGCCACCGAUGGAGAUGGCGUUACCGGAAAUUUGGCUCUGAGAUGGGUGUGCUGGUUUGGACGUGUAGGCGCUGUGGUAUUCUGCACGUUUUUGGCAUUGGCACAUCAGCUAUCGCUGAUUGGACUUUGCCUUCUGCUUUGGACCUUGCUCCUGGCUUUCAGUGGCUACAUCUCAAAGCAAAACUGUGGAUGGGAUGGCACCCGCGGACAUGCCUGGGUUUGGUGGACGCUGUUCUCCUUGUCGACAGCCUCCGCGGUUCUGCAAAUGGUGUGGCAGGUCCUUGCAACUGAGACAUAUCCGCAACUGGGACUUACCCGGGAGCUGCCACAAGCAGCAAACUUUGUGAUGCUCUCGGCUCUGGCUGCAGUGCAGGUCUGGGUCUUCAGGGCAUGCGUGGAAUCUCCUGGCUCGAUGAUGAAGACCACUUCUCUACUAGCACAAUUCCUGAGUACGUUGGGCAUUUUUGUCCCCAUGGUGCUCAUGUUCGUUGCGGUAAUGCUGAAGCCGGUGUCCAUUUUCUCCUUCGUGGUGCUUGUGCUCUUUGUAGCCAUGGCAGCCGUGGAGCAGUUCAGUUUGCUUCGAUGUCGUUCCCUGGUGUUGACCUUGACUUGCUUGGUGGCUGCCCUGCAGUUGCCGCUUCGGUUCCUUCUGUUGAUGCCGCGCUGCCAGUCGUGGAUAGAAGAACAGUUCCCAGAAGCGGAGCACGAGGUUCUAUGGGAGAUGUUGGCAUUGGACCAAGCGUUGACCGAUGAUGCGAAGAGGAAAUUAAUGAUGAUGGUGGCCCUCAUGUUCGUCUCAAGCUUUUUGUGCAAAGGCUACAACAUUUGGACUCAGGGCCAUGUUGAGACGGUGCAGUGGAGCGAUCAAUGGGAGGAGGAGUUGAAGACCAAGAUUCAUGGCACAGAGGGAUGCACCAUCACCAACCAGCGUGGUACUCGGCUCCAUGAAGCAACCAGCGGCAGCGGAGUGCUUGCAGAAAAUCAACAACCAGUGCAAGAAGAUUUCCCAUUGAAGGUCACCUUUCCUUUGCGGGAUCAGUUCAAGAUCACUGAAGAGUCGUGCCCUCGACUGGUGAUUUUGCUACAAACGGCCGCUAGUUGGUCUGAGGCACUGAUGAUUCUGGUGUCGUACUUUCUCUUGCUGUCCACCGAUUUCUUAACUCGCGUCCAGCUGAUUGCGCUGACAGUUCUAUUGAGCAGCGGCAAGGGAUGGAGCUAUGUGGGUGGCCUGGUUUCUGUGUCAGCAAUGGCCUCGUUGCUCAUCCAGUACCUCACCCAAUUCGACUUCCUUAAACCUUCGGAUACGGCCACUGCUGAAUGGCUGGGCAUCCUGUGGGAAGAGAAACUGGUCGGACCGGAGGUGGCUUUGGCAGGCCUCGGAAUUGCUCAGCAUGCAAUUCAACGAGUGGCGGCCCGCUGCGAAUCGCAGGAGCAGAAAUCUCACGAGGAGCUCGUGGGCCAUAGUGCUUUGAUGGGUGCCUCGAUCAAGCUACGACCUUUGAUGGAGGUGCCUGUGGUGGUUCAUGGUCCACAAAGCAGGUCUGAAGGGAGACCGACCACAGGGAGUAGCUUUUGUCAUGAUUCCUCCAGGCUCCCGACACCUUCGUCGGCCAGGGGGAAAGCUCCCUUCUUUGGCACGGAAAUCUUCGCCAAAAGCGGUUGCGAUCACAGCCCACGAAGACCAUGGGUGGUGCAUUGCCCAAAGGAUUGCCCGUGCCGCCGACACGCGCGUUCCCGGCCUGUGCAGAGCGCCACACUGCCCAAGUGGUGGAUGGAAUGGCAGGCCAAGGGGCUGGCGAGCGAAAAAAUCACAAGCCAGGAGUUGAACAUAACAUCAGAGGAUACCUUCGAGGAGUUGCCGCUCUUUGGCACAGGUUCUGCUUCUUUGUCACUGAGUAACAAGCUCUUUCCUGUGGGGCACCCCGGAACGCCGGAACCUUCCAAGAUCAUCAGCAAUGUUCCAUUCUGCGACGCCCACGAAUGGGCCAUGCCAUUCCAUGCCCAUGCGAGGGAUGGCGAUGCCAGCCGGUAUAAACAUCACAAGUCCAACGUGCGACCGCCGAAGGUAUUUCUCCCGCGUGCAAAGACCACAGGACCCCGAGAACUCAAUAUAGCUGCCAGCCCUCGCAUGCAUGAUCUGGAAGAGGAACACAUGCCUCAUACUUGGAAUAGGGUGGUCAGCGAAGGUGGCGCUCUCGCGCUCGCGGAAGCGGAGAACACCUGGGAGCGGCAGAGGACGGAGCGAAGGCAUUCUGACAUGCUGGGAUUUGAUACCAUCGUCUCAAUGGCCAAGAAACAUGGCAUCCCUGCACAGGAAGUACGGCAGUGCGCUGACGAAUUCCGUGCCAUGGACACGAACCGUGAUGGCAGAUUAUCUAUGCAAGAAUUUGAGGUGAUGGUCCGUCAACGUUGUGAUUUGCCUCCACAUGAGCCACUUCCUGCUACAUUGGGCACCACAAUGCAAAAAGCUGUGGAGAAGCGCCCGGAUGGUACCGUUGGGUUUGAGGACUUCCUUCUGUGGGUGUGGCAGUGUAUCUUUAUGGAAGAGAUGUCCGCAACAGACCUACCAGAGCGGCAGCAGCGGAGCUUGGCGCGAGAGCUGGGAUUGGAUUUGCCGAAGUUGGAGUCACUCAGGGAGCUCUUCAACAACUGCGAUGAUGAUCGCAGUGGCUUUAUCGAGUGGCCUGAAUUUGACCAGCUCGUGAGAUGUUUGCUGGAUGCCAAAGAAGCCACCGACGUCUCGGAGGCGCUGCUCCGGCGUUAUUGGUCAGAAGUCAAUGAUGCCUCUUCUGAUUGCAUUGGUUUUCCUGACUUUGUGAGAUGGUAUGCCAAGAACUUCGCUUGAGGAGCUGACAGCGCGUUGCAUCGCAAGCGACGGAAAUUUUCGUUGGUCCCCGAGCAUUUGAACAUCGUUGCAUCUCCCAACGUGCUGCAGUCGAUUGCAGAUGAUACUUCUCUUACGUGAAACGCCCUGGAACCAAUGGCUCUUUGUUGGGAUAUACUUGUUUCGGCAUUGUAGAGUUUAGCAGUGCUCUUUGCCAAAUGCCAGAUUUUUCUGAAAAUUGGAUAGGGCAAAGGGCAACCCAGCACUGACUCGAGAAGCUGGCUCUUAAGAGAACUUGCAUCAGUCAGAACACGUAAAUAGUGCCGAUACUGUGCCGAUUGUGUACAAUUUUUAAGAGUGUUUGAGGCACUUGAAGGGGCCAGAGCACGUCUUGUGAG